Molecule: messenger RNA, 801 nt
Organism: Zygosaccharomyces rouxii
Lineage: Eukaryota; Fungi; Ascomycota; Saccharomycetes; Saccharomycetales; Saccharomycetaceae
Gene: ERS1
Product: cystinosin-like protein ERS1
Exons: 1
Coding region: 1-801 (266 amino acids)
Biological process (GO): L-cystine transport
Cellular component (GO): vacuolar membrane; fungal-type vacuole
Molecular function (GO): L-cystine transmembrane transporter activity
Source: RefSeq, a predicted model, not a curated record
AUGAGUUUUAAAUGGGGUGUUUCUGAAGUUUUGGGGUUGACUUAUGUAUGCUGCUGGUCUGUGUCCAUGUACCCACCACUUUGGACUAAUUGGAAGCGUAAAUCCGCCAGUGCGCUGUCGGUAGAUUUUGUCAUGUUAAAUACAACAGGGUACUUUUAUUUGGUCAUAUCACUAAUUUUGCAAUUGUACCGCUGGCUACCACCUCCACAAGGACAAGAAUUAACCCAAGAAGCAAUAGCUCUAAAACCCAAGAUAACAAAUUUCGAUCUAUGCUAUUGUUUACACGGAUUCCUGUUAAAUUUAGUGCUGGCAUCACAAUUGGUAAUGGGACAAUCAAUGUGGGGGUUUAAAAAAGAAAGAUCAAUACGAAUGAAACCAAUUUAUUCGAAAAUUCUGUUUCUAUCGCUCCUAAUUUUUAGUGGAUUAACAUUACACUUUGUCAAUUACAAUGCCACAGUCGGUUGGGACAAUCUGAGAACUUUAGCCUAUUGCAACAGGUUGUUUAUGCUAAAGAUUUCCAUGUCAUUGUUGAAAUACGUCCCACAAGUAAUCCACAACCAUGAAAGGAGAUCAAUGAAGGGGUUCGCCAUACAAGGUACUAUGCUCGAUAUUACUGGUGGAAUGGCAUCGUUAAUGCAAUUGAUCUGGCAAAUUGCAAAUGACAAAAGUUUCAACACAUCAGUUUUCAUGGCAAAUUUCGGUAAAAUCGGAUUGGCUAUAGUGACAAUAGUUUUCAAUUUCAUCUUCCUUUCCCAAUGGACGGUUUACGGAGAUGGAUCCGUCGUUACGAUUAAAGAUUAA